AUGAGCGGUCCGAAAGGAAUGGCGGUUCGAGUUGCGAUCAAACAGUUGAAGACGAAUGCCAUCGACGAAGAGCGUGAGGAAUUUCUACGUGAAAUGGACAUCAUGAAACAGGUCGGUCGUCACCCAAAUAUCGUGACGAUGUAUGGACUCUGUGAAGAACCGGAUUUUCAGUGUAUGGUGAUGGAGUAUGUGCCUUUUGGCGACCUUAAGCACUACCUGCAGAACCUUCGAAAGCAGGUAAGUAGUGAGCCUCACGGGCUUGUUGGGCAAUAUUUCAUGUUUCGGGCGGAUACGAAACUGAAUCCGAACUUCUCGCCUCUCUUCUAUGGAGUCACUUACCAUACAAAAGUGUAUUAUAUUGACAUGGUUGUAACUUGCAGUGGAGAAGGUUUCUGA
Haemonchus placei is the source of this 396-nucleotide messenger RNA. The record is from the annotation of a GenBank genome assembly. NCBI's taxonomy places the organism in Eukaryota, Metazoa, Nematoda, Chromadorea, Rhabditida, Trichostrongylidae.